This is a messenger RNA of Aedes aegypti (yellow fever mosquito), 2999 nucleotides long. Its product is annotated as Na(+)/H(+) exchange regulatory cofactor NHE-RF1. Lineage: Eukaryota; Metazoa; Arthropoda; Insecta; Diptera; Culicidae. The transcript is spliced from 2 exons. The coding region runs from base 743 to 1612 and encodes 289 amino acids. Gene Ontology annotation, cellular component: apical plasma membrane. Gene Ontology annotation, biological process: protein localization to plasma membrane. The record is from RefSeq and is a predicted model, not a curated record. Gene Ontology annotation, molecular function: protein binding; protein-membrane adaptor activity.
CGGCUCGCUGAGUUAGUCUAGUGGCAACAGGUAGAUGGUGAACACGAUCAAAGCAAUCAAUCCGCGCGUGCUUAGAUAGCUGCCUACUCCAAUCACAAACCGGAAUUUCGGGAAGAAGAAUACACAAGAAUCGUGCAGAGGAAGUUUCUAAACAGCUAACGAGGCCCCCUCUCCCCUCUCAUAGCAAAAGUAGUCCCCCCGCGCGUACAAGUCGGAUUACAGUGCUGAUCUUCCACAGUGGCGUGUUGAAGGUUCUUCAUUUGCAUCGACUCGGGUCAGUUUUCGGUGGAGGUUGAAAGCAUUUAAACGGAAGACCCGUAUUUAAAGGAAGAAGAGGAAGCCAAAGGCAGGUGCUUGUGUUGGUGUGUCGAGCGCAACAGAAUCAAGGUUCUAGCGUUGGGACCUCUGCCGAAGCGCAUCGUCAUCGAGUGGUGUGUUAUUAUAUUCCUCCGGCUGAGGUUCUUGUUUAUUGGUCUUUGGGGCCAUCCAGUGGACACAGUGAAGUGAAGACUCGACCUUAAACGGGCAACUGCGACCAGUUUUGUUUUUGUGCCGUCGAGGCGUUUGAAGAUAUAAGAGCAGAAGAAGAGGUUCUCUCUCUCCUGAAUCGCUCACAACUGUGGCGCGCGGCAACGAAACGAACGUGGACAACUGCAAAGGGCGCUUCCUCCAGCCCAAUUAUUUCUCAGUAUCGACUGGUGGCAGCUGGUGAUAAGACGUCGUUUGAUUAGCAUCAGAGAAAAUGUCCAACAAAAAAGACAGCACCGCAUCGAAUGGGACAAAGUACGAGGCCCGUCUCUGUCACGUCGUGAAGCGAGAGGACUUCGACGGAUAUGGAUUCAACUUGCACGCGGAGAAAGGCCGUCCUGGACAGUACAUCGGUAAGGUCGACGAUGGAUCUCCAGCGGAAGCAGCAGGCCUUCGUCAAGGUGACCGGAUCAUCGAGGUCAACGGCACCAACAUCACCACAGAGACUCACAAGAAGGUGGUGGAGUUGAUCAAGGGUGUACCGAACGAGACGAAACUACUGGUGAUUGAUCCCCGGGCUGAUGCAGCAGAUUUGAAAGCAGCGAUCGCCAAAAGUAAGAACGGUGUCAACGGUGUGGAUGUGAAUGAUAACAGCAAACAGCAACCAGUGAUGAUGACUACGGAGGAAGAGACGAACAAAAUGAGCAACGGCACGAAGGCGGGGGAUUCGAUGGACAACAAGCAUGACGUCAACGGUGGCACCAAGGAGGAAAUGAACAACAAGAGGAACAGUGAUAUGAGUGCUAAUAAAGCGCCGGCGACGAUGAUGGCGACAAAUGGCGAUGCAUCGCCAAAGCAACAACAGAAAUCCGCAGCCGUUGAUCAGAUUAUCGAGGACACCAAGGCCCUGUCAGUGUCUCCGACCAAGGCAGCCACAACGCCAACGGAAUCGACGAAGAAGGCGAUGAAUGGCAGUAGCAACGGCAGCACCGCAAACGGAAGCGCAUCCAAGGAAGGACCCAAGCUUAACCUCAAUAUGACCGCGGCCGAGCUACGUGCCCAGCUGGCAGCCCGGAAGAAGUACGACCCAAAGAACGACGUGUGCGAUUUGCGUAAAAAGUACGAAAUCAUUCAGAAGAUGUGAUAUGUUUGCGACGAGCACAACCCUAAUUUGGUAUGCAUGCAAGAAGAGCAAGAGCGAUCGAGCGUGUCUACAUGGAAGAACGUUCGAACACACAUACACAAACACGAACACACGCUCGAUCACUCUGGAUCGGCUAGUUACUUAUAUCCUAGGCGAAUAGUUUGUAGUAAAAUGUUUUUGUUCGCAAUUACAAACAUCAGUAUUGAUUCAGACGAUUCUUUUGAAUAAUAACAACAGUUGGUUCAAUAGAUUCGGAUCACAUGGCGGCAUCAUGCGGGAACAAAUUUAGAAUACCAAUUACAUGGUCACAGCAAACCGCACGUGUGCAGCCUACCCCGAUUGCAAGCAAUCUGAAUCUAUUGAACCCGCUAUUCAAGCGCAUAAAAAAAACUGCCCGCCUACUUGGACGCCCGGAUUACCUCUGUACAGAACAUCGAUAAUGCGCAAUUCGGGUCAAGUAGACGGCUUACACACGCAUAUCAUGAAGAAUUACUUAAAACUAGGGAUGAUUAGAGUUAGCAAGCGCGAUAUCAAACACUAGUUUAUUACCACACAGUUUUUUGAUAUAUCAUGGGGGAAAACAACAAAUCCCAGGUGUAAUAAAUGAAGUCGCAGUCCUCCCGCCAAUCGAACGCUAUUCUCGUGCCGUGUCGUUAUCUCUGUCAGGAAUGCGUGCGCACUUGCGUCAAUUUCACCCGCGAUAAGACACCGAUGUAAGAACAAAAGUGAAAUCACUUCCCCUCUUGCUGGAAUUGCAUAUGAAGAAGUACACGGUCUCCCAAUAUGUACAGUAACAGUAAAUUAAUUAGCGGCAAUCGAGAGCACCGCGCGCUGUUUACCGGAGGCAAAUUAGGCGACGACGGCACUGAAAGUUUAUCCGCCGCCGCGCCAAUGGGAAUUCGAUAUCAAACAGCGUGCCAAGGUCACCCCGAAGCAUAUCGUAUCCAAAUGAUAGACCAAUUAGCAGCGGAAAAAAGGUGACAAACGAGAAACAAUAAACUUCGAAUGGCGGCAGUUCGGGACAAUAAUUAGUGGGCAAACGCGAGGACGUGACAAAUUGUAGGAAAUGCGAAAAUCACCUCAAGCAGUACAGCAUGGGUAUUGUACCCAGAAAAACAACACAAACAAACAAACAAACGAUGAUAAUAAUGAUGAUAAUGUGCCAAAAUUUUCAAACAAACUCUGAAAAGCUACCUAUCUACCUACCAAUCUAUCUGUUUCCUGUAGAAAAAAAGCGUAUUAAUAUUUUGAUAAUGUCUUCAAGAUUGGGAAAGUGAGGCGGAAAUUUGAGAACGAGACAGCUAGAAUGCAGCAACCAGUGCUGUAGAACGUAACACUUGUAAUUAAUGUUUAACAGUAUAUGAUAAUAUAUUUAUAGUGAAAGUAA